Messenger RNA from Alternaria ethzedia, 906 nucleotides. RefSeq lists its product as uncharacterized. The transcript has a single exon. Bases 1 to 906 code for a protein of 301 amino acids. NCBI's taxonomy places the organism in Eukaryota, Fungi, Ascomycota, Dothideomycetes, Pleosporales, Pleosporaceae. The record is from RefSeq and is a predicted model, not a curated record.
AUGGUGCAGAAUGCACUCCUCCCGAAGCCCCUCCCCGCCGACGCCCUCGUAGUCGGCCAACUGGUUACAGAGCCCCUACACCCCGAACGCGACUCCUUCUACCCCGAUAAAGCGCACGCAGAGGUCGACGAUCUGAACGACUUCCACAUCCAGCUCCGCUACAAAGACCUCUACUCAGUCGACACCGAAGGCCGCUUCACGACCAACUAUGGCGCGAGGUUCGAUCUCGGAAAGAUAUACAGACAGCCCAACCUGCUCACUGUCAAGGCUGAGCAGAUGAUACAACGGACAACGCAGUCAUCGUCGAGAGCUUUCCAAGCCGUCUGCAACGACCCCGAGGCACGCAUCUGGAUGGCCGAACAGAUCAAAGCGGGCAAGCCACUCUACAUCGUCCUCGGCCUGACCGAGCUCAAGAACGCAACCUUCAAGCGCGCCAAAUUGCGCGACGCAGGCGCCUCGAACCGCAUCAACGAGACGCCCAUCGAGAAGGACGCCAAGGUCCCCGGACCCCUCCGUGGCAGAGCGGAAGCCAGCUUGGGCGGAAUCGGCACCGAGCCAUCUAUAUCUGGUGUGUUUGGCAUGGACGUACGCCGCGUUGCUGCGCGGCUCACGACGCCUGCAGAGCCACAUCGGCUGGAAGAUAUUGACUACAGGUGGCACUACUACGACGUGCCCGGCUCGGUGGACAAGGAACAGUUGAUGGUGGGGCUGGGAGCGCCGUUGAAGGCGAAUGAACUUCGUCUGAUGCUUGACCUCACAGACGACGACGUUCAGGGCAAUCUUGACGCUAUCAGCAAGCUCAGUCUGGACGCUCUGAGCGCUACGGCGAGCCCCAUGCUUAAGCCUAGUACGCCGAUGCUGAGAGGGCGCUCGCCUUCUCCUCAUCCUACUAUGCUACGCUCUUAG